Messenger RNA from Dendrobium catenatum, 2305 nucleotides. Its product is annotated as homeobox protein BEL1 homolog. Bases 689 to 2194 code for a protein of 501 amino acids. Lineage: Eukaryota; Viridiplantae; Streptophyta; Magnoliopsida; Asparagales; Orchidaceae. Gene Ontology annotation, biological process: regulation of transcription by RNA polymerase II. The transcript has 4 exons. The record is from RefSeq and is a predicted model, not a curated record. Gene Ontology annotation, molecular function: RNA polymerase II cis-regulatory region sequence-specific DNA binding; DNA-binding transcription factor activity, RNA polymerase II-specific.
AAGAAGAAAAGGUAAGAGGGAAAGCGGUCCCAUCGCUUGUGGCUACCCUCCUUUAAUAUGGCUCUUAAUUAGAAUUGGUUGGAAUCGAAGGACCACUUCCACACCUUCUUCUUCUUCUUCUUUAUUUUCUCUCUCUCUCUCUCUCUUGUUGAAGAAGGAAGACGGUGAGAAAUCUCGUAAGCUACUUCACUUAGGGAUCAGAGGCAGAAGAAAAAAGGAAGGGAGGAACUGCCACUUUGAAGAGAUAGGGAUUAGUACCAAUCCCGGAUUUGGCCACUCCUUGCAGUGUAAAGAAAAGCCAUAUCUUACCUAAAGUGUUGAGUAGCCAUUAAAGAAGCUUGAAGAAAGAGAAACUAAAUGAACUAAGAGGAGUUAAGGUUCCAAGAGAAAAAAGAUUAGAGCUUAGAAGGUGUUCAUGGGACCACCAUGCGGCGGCUGGUAUUAGCUUAGUACUCCUCUCUCUCUCUCUCUUCUAGCUAGAAAGCCAUACGGAUAGAUAAUUACUUCAUCUCUCUCUCUUCCCUUCCCUUCCCUUCCCUUAGUUUGUUUAGAGAAAUAUAUGCGCUUUCUCUCCUUUAAUAGCUUAGAAGCACUCCUUCUCUAUUGAUCAAUUAGUCUUACUGUAAACUACACAAGUCCUUCUCUCUUUCUCUCACAACACCUUUCAAUAUCUCUUCAUAACUAAUUCAUGAUGUCUCAUGAAUCCCAUCAUCUUCAUCACCAACACCCCUUCAACGAGUUCUCGGCCAUGGUCGGAAACUCGUCGGCGAUGAACAACUUCGAGACCGGCGUCGGUCAUGAUCUCUUCCACAUGAAUAUGUCAUCAUCAAAUCAUAACUGGAGGGGAUUCUCACAAGAUAGCGACGCUACCGUUUCGGUUGCGGCAGCAAGUGCUUGGCCCUUAGAAUCUGAUCUUCAUGCAAACCAAGUUCAAAGUCUCUCCUUAUCACUCUACAACCCUCCUCCUCAGCCCCCCUCCUUCCAGCUAUCUUCACACCAUCCUUUCCAUAUAAAAAGUUGCAAAUAUCUUCUUCCCACGCAAGAGCUUAUCAAUGAGUUUUGUAGCCUUGGAGGAGGAAAUAGUUUCAAGAGGAAUAAUUUUGCUAAGCCAAUGGAUGAUUCCAGUUCUUCUUGGAGCCAGCAAUCUUUGUACUCCAUGGAACCUAUAGAAUUGCAGAAGAGGAAGGCCAAGCUUCUCUCCAUGCUAGAAGAGGUGGAUAGGAGGUAUAAGAGAUACUGUGAGCAAAUGAAGGCUGUGGUGUCAUCAUUCGAAGACAUCGCCGGCGAAGGAGCUGCGAGAACAUACUCGCAGCUAGCUUCGAAGGCGAUGUCUAGACAUUUUCGAUGUCUAAGAGAUGGGAUCAAUGGGCAAAUCAAGGCGACAAGGAGAGCCAUGGGAGAGAAUGAAGCCGCGGCGACGGCAACCGGCUUGACAAGGGGUGAGACACCAAGGUUAAAGUUGCUUGAUCAAUGCCUUAGACAACAGAAGGCAUUUCAGCAGGCUGGAAUGAUGGAGAGUCAUCCAUGGAGGCCACAACGUGGCUUACCUGACCGUUCAGUCUCCAUUCUUCGUGCUUGGCUUUUUGAACACUUUCUCCACCCGUAUCCAAGCGAUGUUGACAAGCAUAUUUUGGCUCGGCAAACUGGGCUAUCUAGGAGCCAGGUUUCCAAUUGGUUCAUAAAUGCUAGGGUGAGGCUAUGGAAACCAAUGGUUGAGGAGAUGUAUAUGGAAGAGUUGAAAGAGGAUGACAAGAAUAGCCAAUCCUCCCAUGCAACUACUAUGCAAGAAGCAGGAACCAGCUGCAACAAUCCAUACUCAAAUCCUAACCCUAACCCUAGCCCAUCUUCUCAUCUUGGCGCUUUCGAGGAUCGAAAACCUAAGACAUGCCAUUUCCAAAUAGACGAGCAAAACUCCCUCUCAUCUAUCAUCAACAACAUCAAUACUCAUCACCACAAUCCAAACCCUAACCCUAAUCAGAACUUUGGUAUUAUUGACACAGACUUUGGUUCUUAUCAUGGCCAUGAGCUCACCCUCAGCUUGCAACAACAUGAGAGGCCUCUGCUCUUUACAAGGGAGCUACCCAUUGGAGAUGAUGGAGAUGAAGUGCAGUUUUCAAUAUUAGAGGGAGAGAGUCAAAAUAUCCCUUAUAGGAACUUGAUGGGAGCUCAGCUGCUACAUGACUUAGCAGGUUAGAGAAGAUAAGUAAAUUUAGGAUGAAUGAACUGCAUGUACCCAUGCAUGCAUGCACAUGCAUGUAAAAAACACUUUAUAUCAUAAUUAAUAUUAUGAUUGAAAUUCACAUCA